Manacus vitellinus (golden-collared manakin) is the source of this 5653-nucleotide messenger RNA. RefSeq names its product zinc finger protein 518B (gene ZNF518B). The record is from RefSeq and is a predicted model, not a curated record. Gene Ontology annotation, biological process: regulation of transcription by RNA polymerase II. Bases 369 to 3593 code for a protein of 1074 amino acids. Gene Ontology annotation, molecular function: RNA polymerase II transcription regulatory region sequence-specific DNA binding; DNA-binding transcription factor activity, RNA polymerase II-specific. NCBI's taxonomy places the organism in Eukaryota, Metazoa, Chordata, Aves, Passeriformes, Pipridae. The transcript has 3 exons. Gene Ontology annotation, cellular component: nucleus.
GGCGUGCGGCGGCUGGCGGGGUCUGCCCUGAGGGUGGCAGCGCUUUCUUUUUACUCCUCGCCCUCUCCCGAGCCAGGCCGCUUUGGACUCGUCUGGACUAAGGCUGUUGUCCAGGUUUGUCGUCUUGGUCAUCUUCCCGAAGAAAAGGAGCUCUCGGUGCUGCAAGUUGAUUGACUAAAAUUAAGAACAUGGAAUAUAAUACAGAUGCAGUUGCUUGAACAUGUUUCUUCCAAAGCAUAUAUUCUGCAGAUUGGCAGCCUGAAUGAUUGAUUGAUUGAUAAGCAGCAUAUACAAGACUAAUACCAAGAAAAAAUUUUAUCUGUUGCUGCUGUGUUUGAUGAAACUGGUGCAGAGUCACGUCUUCUGAAAUGCAGCUGAAAAAAAUGAGGGAAAUAUUACCAAGAUUGUACCCUGGCCAAGUUAAUGAUAGGAAUAAUUCCCUAACUACACCCCGAAAGCAAUCUUCUGAGGAUAAAACAAAUCCAUCAAAUGGGGAGGAUGACCAAAACUGUUGUUACCAAGGAACUGAGGCUGAGAACAAUAAAUUGUCACUGAUAAGCUGUCUAAAAUGCAGAAGUGUUCAGAAAAUUUCAGUGCAAGAUAUAGAGAAGCAUAAGAAGAUUGGGUGGACUGAAGACAAAAAUUUCAUCUGCAAGAAGUGUAGUCAUAUUACACCACCAGCUUUCCAUUUUGUUCCCACAGGUGCCAAUGCUGCAGACUUUAAAGAACAUGAAAGGAAAACCCCAAGUAAACCCCAGAAAACAUUUAAAGUAAAAAAUUUUCUACCAGGUAAAUACUACUGUGAUAAAUGUAGAUUUUCAACAAAGGAUCCUUUACAGUAUAAGAAACAUGUAGGGCAACAUGAAGAAAUUAAGUUUCUUUGUUCCCACUGUAGUUAUGUAUCCUACACCAAAGGAGAAUUCCAGAGACAUUUGGUGAAACACACUGGAACUUUCCCGUAUCAGUGUGAAUACUGUGAAUAUGGUGCUGUUAGACAUGACUAUAUAGUGAAACAUACGAGAAGAGUACAUGAAACACCCACAAAACGGCUGUCAAAUACUCUCAUAAAACACAAGCAAAAGAAGCCGAGUCAAAGCACUUUAUGUAAAAAGCAGAAAUACAAUAAAAUUCCUUUUCAGAAUGAAUUUUCGAAUUUGUCUUCAAAUAUGGUUUGUGAGAUUCCAGGUAAAGCAACUAAAACAGUCUGUUCAUCUCAUAAUGUAGAAUGUAGUGUGAAUGCAGCGUCAGUCCGGGACAAAACAGUGUUGGAGCCAUCUGAAAUGAGUGUAUGUGAGAAUCAAAGUGUGGAGGUUGAGGUUUAUUCUCCAAAAACAGAGCCUUUACAGCCUGGGAUGCCUUUAACAGUAAUUGCGCCGUCUGAACUUGUAGUUCCUUCUAACUGUUUAGCUCAGAUAGUAGAGAUUAAAAUAGUGAAUGGAGCACAACAGCUGGUUCUUAAACUAAUUCCUAUGAAAGAAGCAACUUACAAACCUGUGAACUGUGCUGAAGUGGAACUUGAGAGUCAAGGUAUAGAACGAUCUACAGAAGGAAAAAAACCAUCAUCCGUGUCUCAAAAUGACUUAACCAUGGAAGUGAAUGUAGACAAAUCAUCCAGUGUUAGUAACCAGCUUAAUUUGGAUAGUACGUAUGACAAGAAUUCUGAAUCUCUUUGUUCUUCUGAUUCUCAACUCUCAACCUGUAGCUCUGUAUCUAUACAGAGAGAAGAUGCAUCAAAAUUAUGCUUUCAUUUGGUGAAAGGUGUUGAUGUCCAUUCAGGUGUUAUAAAACUUUGUUCUCCUCUGGUAAUGAACAGUACUGAAAAAAAAAGUGAUCUUAAGUCCUCAAGGUGGGAAGUAGAUGGAAAAAGUAAUUUCCAUUGUGAUUUGUAUCAUUAUGAAGAAGCUGAGGAUGUACACCUGCGAAAAUAUGCUUCUAUUUCUGAAGAUAAAGGUUCCAAGAACAUUUCAUUAGAGGCUGCUCAGGAGAGCAGAAAUUAUCCUGCAGUCCUAAAAGAAAAGUAUUCAUUGCCUGUGAAAAGGGAUGACAAAGAAUGUAAGAGUCUGCCAGUCAGCUCUACAGAAGCACAUUUAGCUGGUAUGGGUUUUGAUAAAAAAUGUGUUACAUCUUCUGAGGCAGGAAAAAAAUUUCACAUCACUAAAACUCCACCUUUUGAGGAUAUAACUUUUGGCUUUAGCAAAGUAAAGAGAGCUGAAACCGUAAGUCAAAAGAACAGUCGUCUUCUGGAAUCACUAGGACUACAGAAGAUGAAAAAUAAAGGCAGUACUUCUGAAGGACCUGUUAUUUCAUCUGUAUUUUCCCUUAGCUCUGGGGCUGAAAACGUUCCAGAGGAUGUCAGAUGGGUUGACAAAACACGCAGUAAGAAGUCAGCAACAUUGCUGUGUAGAAAGAUUGCUCAGCUCAUGUCUGAAUCUAACAUGAAAUCCCUGCCUUUGAGAUGUCAAGCUUCUCGUAAGAAGGUGCUUUUGCCUCAAGAAAGUUCAGCAAGUUGUGAGAGAGCUGUGUGUGCUACUGAAGUGGAACAACCUGUAACUCAAGAGCAUGGUGGAAACAGUGUGAUUAGUAGCAAAGAACACAGUGAAGAUCGGCUAUUUACAUUUGCAAGAACAUCUAAAAACAGGGUGACUAAAAAUUCCCAUGUUGCUACUCCUGUAUUUAUCCCCAAAGGGACAAUGCUGAGAGUGCUGAAUGCUACUAGCAGUCAAAACUCAGAUGGAAUAGAAAACAGCGGUGAAACAUCAGCUCCUUCUGUGUAUUGCAAUGAAAUGUUUCUGCCUCGCCCGGUCCCUGUUAGUGUUUCUGAGACACUUAGUGAUAAUUUGCCAUGUUUGCCUAAUCAGAGUGAACCAAAUGCCGAGUCCCGAAGUAUAUCGCUCAGGCAAAGACCGAAGCGAGAGGCAAGUGUUAAAAAUAGUAGCAAACAAACUGGUGUACCAUUUCAGAAAAGCAGUGAUAUGAGCAAGCCAAGCAAGCCCUAUUCAAAAAGUCAAAUAAGUCCCAAAAAUAAGGCAAAACAAGCAAGCUUCAGAGAACUUCCUAAGAGGAAAACAAGAACUCAGUUGGAAACCACUUCAAGUUCUGACAUGUCGUACCUGUUGACAGCAAGACGUCUUCGGCUUGUCCCUCUGAAAAUGAAUCAGUUGAUAAAAUGCCCUCGUCGUAACCAGCCAGUUGUGGUACUAAACCAUCCUGAUGUUGAUUCACCGGAGAUAAUUAAUGUCAUGAAGACUAUCAACAAGUAUAAAGGUCAAGUCCUGAAAGUAGUUCUGUCAGAAAGGACAAGUAGUUGUCUUGGUGUCAAACGUUACCGAAAGCGUCUUACUCUUCAGAAUGUUGAGAUAGGAAACCAAACAAAAAAGCAGAGUAUGCUAAAAAUGAAGCUGAAAAAGACCCAUAAAAACAACUACCAGGUGGUGGAAACCUCACCACCUGAAACACUUAGGUGUCUGUUUAAGUGUUGGUUUUGUGGAAGAGUAUAUAUGGACCAAGAAGAAUGGAUAAGUCACGGACAGAGGCACUUAAUAGAGGCAACCAAGGGUUGGGAUGUUCUUUCUCUUCAAGCAAAAAACCAUUAAGUGAGAGACUAGCAGAGAUUUCCCCUCUUGUUUUUAAUGAGUGCCACUAACAUGCUCGGGAUGGAGGAUUGAAAUAACUGCUUUAUUUUGCCGAAAGAUCUCUGCUGUUAGCAAAGUGGAAGAAGAGAGCAGAAUUAGAGAGAGAGAGAGAGAGAAGCCGAUAGCAACGAUUAAGCACUGCUUUGCACUCUCAUGCUUGAAAUUUGUAUUGGAGUUCAAUUUCAUCUGUUCCACGGGAGAAAUUUGAAAAAGAUUUGCUAUGCAAACAUCUUUCUACUUACCCUAGGAUACUGUGCUGUACCUGGUUUGUGCUAGGUCUCUGUGGAUUAAAGUCUUAGAUGGUGAGAUCUUUGUAAAUUUCCCAAAUCUUCGUUCGCGAAGCCUGGCCAUGAUAAUAGGAUUUAGUUUGCUUUAUUACAGCAUGGUGUGUCAGAGAUCGAGCACGUGUAUACUGAAAAGCACCUUUGGUCCUCCGUGGACAGCAAGUGUAUAUCAUAGGUUUUAGUGGCAAACUAAGCACUAUCCAUAAAAAGUAAAAGUUAAAUGCAAGUGCUCUGUUUCAGUGGAGUAAAAACACUUCUGCUGACUUCAGAGGAGAUACAAGGGUGUAAGUGAAAAACUUGUGGAAUCAGUUACUCCCCCCUAGGUCAGAUAGCACUAAUAAGUUUAAUUUUGUUUAGUACUUAGACUUUACUUAGCCUGUAUUGUGUAGAUGUGAAAGAACAGAGCAGUCAGGUGUCUGUAUCAUCAAGCCAGAUAUACUAUCAGGCUUGAGUUGAUAGGAACAAGAAGCACUUCUCUAUGGCCUGUAGGCUGUUCUGAAAUAGUAAUAGCCAAACAUAAACCCUCUACCACCAUGUGUGUGAUAGAAUAUUUACAGAACUCAGCAUUUGGUUAGAACUCUAGUUAGCGAGCUUAUUUACAGAGGAACUUGCUGAAGAUGAAGACUUUUCAAAAUGAAAAGCCACGUUGCACAGUUUUAUUUUGACAGUGUUGAAUCAGAUUUUCAGUGCAAUCUUUCAUCAUUCUUAAGAAUUUAGAUGUUAGAAUAUAUUUUUUGUAAGCCUCAAAUUCAUACAAGCAUGUGCCUAGUUAUAGAUUAUGUCUAACAUGUACCUACUGACUUCAGUGCAGUGUGAACAUUGCUCAGUUUCUUAAACAAAUUUCUAAAUCAGGGCCAAAUUUCAAGUUUUAGUAAAGAAGAGGGAAGAAUGACACUGAAGUCUACUGUUUCCGGACGAAUACUAUAGAUGUUUCUCUUCAUCUUGUCAAUUUUAAAUAAUUUUAGAAUCAUAUAGAAUGAAAUAUAUUGAAGCACAUACAAUUAAAAUAACUUCUUACAGUUUUAGGGAUAAGAAAAUCAAUACUGACUCUAAUGCUGGAUGUGUGUUCUAUGUUUGAACUGGGACUUCUCUUGAAAAACUGGUAGUCCCUGACUCUUUCCACUGUUGGUGCAUUUUUGUAAACAGUUUAAGCUGGGAAUAUUUUUUUAUAUACUCCAGCAGAUUAUACAUUGUUUUGAUAAAGUAUUUGUCAUGUCUGCAUUGAAUUGUAAAUAUUUUAAAACUACAUUUGACUGAGGUUUAUUUUCAAAACCACUUAUUGCUUUCCCAUAAUUUUGCAAUACAGUGUUAAAAUCCUUCAGACAGUUGGUGCUUUAAGUCAGAUCUUUUUUGUCAUGUACACAUUGAAAAUUUUUGUAUCAUUUGUAUCAGACUAACCUAUUCCACAGAACAAACUUCGUUUUGCCUGUUUUGUCAAUAAUAAGGAAAUGACAGUUCUCAUUUUGUAUUCAAAUGGAAUUAUAUUUUUUUAGAUGGGUACACUAGAGGGUUUUUUUUUUUUCACUUCAUAUACUUUGAUGCCAAACCUAACAGUGCUCUUUGCAUUUUCAAUAGUGAGAAUAGUUUCCAUUUUAAAAUUCUGGCAUAUCAUAUACAAUAAAUACUGAAAUGGUUAACAUAAAAAACCCCACAAACUCCUUCAGUCCAGGUUACUGUUUGAAUUAAUUUUGUUUCUGUAGAAGCUACUAAAUAAAUAGUUUUGAAUUUGCUUUGUAA